AUGCCAUUUGGUUUGUGGCAAGCAUGGGAACCACAGUGUCUCCUUACUUGUUGCCUUUACGUCAAGCAUGAGUUGGGCCACACCAAGUGUGUGGGACCUCAAGUGGUUCUUUUUAUGGGUCUGGCAUUAGGCAUGGUGAGCCUCAUUGGGCACCAUCCCAAGGUUAUGCAAGGAUGUUUAUGUGUAGUUUUGAGGAGUUUUGUGUGGAACUCUGGCACGGCGGGCCGCGGCGCCACCUCAGCAACCCUUGAAGAGAGUGGCAAUUUGGUAAUUUGGAAGGGCACGGGUACCCUCUGGUCAAGCUUUGACCAUCCCACCGAUACCCUUUUGCCUUCUCAGAAUUUCACUGUUGGUAAGUCUCUCACAUCCCAAAGUUACUCUUUUAGUCUUCUUGCAAAUGGGAAUUUGAUCCUAAAGUGGAACAAUAGCAUAGUGUAUUGGAACCACCAGGGUUUCAAUUCUUAUGUGAAUGCGAGUUUGGAUUCCCCCGUGUUGGCGUUGUCAUCGAUUGGUUUCUUGCAGCUUUCUGAUGUGAAUUUGAGUACUCCUGUUGUUAUUGCUUAUAGUAGUGACUAUGUUGAGGGGAACAGUGAUGUGUUGAGGGUGUUGAAGUUGGAUAAUGAUGGCAAUUUGAGGAUUUAUAGCACUAAUAAGGGUAGUGGAAGUUCUAAUGUUAGAUGGACUGCUAUUCAGGAUCAAUGUGAGGUUUAUGCUUACUGUGGGAACUAUGGUGUGUGUAGUUACAAUGAUUCGAGCCCGGUUUGCGGGUGCCCUUCAGAGAAUUUUGACAUGGUUGAUCGAAAUGAUGCUCGGAAAGGGUGCAGGAGGAAGGUCAGUCUCGACAGUUGUCAAGGGAGUGCGACUAUGUUGACAUUGGAUAAUGCUGUGAUCUUGAGUUAUGCCCCUGAGGCUGCUUCGCAAUUGUUUUUCAUAGGGAUAUCGGCAUGUAGAGGGAAUUGUCUUUCAAGUACUGGAGACUGUUAUGCUUCUACUUCCUUGUCAGAUGGAUCGGGGCAAUGUUUGCUAAUAUCAAAAGAUUUUGUUAGUUUUUAUCAUAAUCUUUCAAUGCCUAGCAUUUCAUAUGUCAAGGUUUGUCCGCCGCUGGCGCCGAAUCCACUGCAGGCGUUGAAUCCACCGCCCUCUUUGGGGGAGACUGGGAUGGAAAAGAGGUCCAAGUUGCGUGCUUGGGUUGUGGUGGUUGUUGUUUUGGGUGCCAUUUUGGGUUUGAUUGCAUUGCAAGGUUGUUUGUGGGUGUGGUUUUGUAGGAACAGACUGAGGUUUGGAGGGUUGUCUUCUCAUGAUACGCUUUUUGAGUAUGCUUCUGGUGCGCCGAUGCAGUUUUUGUACAAGGAGCUCCAAAAGGCAACAAAGGGGUUCAAGAAGAAGCUUGGAGCUGGGGGAUUUGGUGCUGUGUAUAGAGGCACUCUUGUUAACAAAACUGUUGUUGCUGUGAAGCAACUUGAGGGCAUUGAGCAAGGUGAGAAGCAAUUUAGGAUGGAGGUUGCCACUAUAGGUAGCACUCAUCAUCUCAAUUUGGUGAGGCUUAUUGGCUUUUGCUCAGAAGGGCGCCACCGGCUUCUAGUUUUUGAGUUUUUGAAAAAUGUAGUGAUGGUUGGGGGUAGAAAUAAUUGUGCAAUCGAUGAUGCUUUACAAGCGAUGGCUCAGACUCUUGGUACUAUCAACCAAUUACUAGAGAUAGAUUGGCUGAAGAGAUUCCAGCAAAAGAAUUCGCUAAGCUUUUGUGGGGGCUAUAAUUCUGACAGAGAUGUUGGCUGGAUUUUCAAGGUUGAAAAGAUAUUCCAAGCUUUGGGAUGUCCUUUGGUGCAAAAGGUGACUUUGGCGGCCUUCAUGCUUUCUGAAAGGUUGGAAUUUUGUUGCAGGGUGCCUUGUAGAGGAUGA
Molecule: messenger RNA, 1899 nt
Organism: Cajanus cajan (pigeon pea)
Lineage: Eukaryota; Viridiplantae; Streptophyta; Magnoliopsida; Fabales; Fabaceae
Source: RefSeq, a predicted model, not a curated record